AUGCUGGAAUUGAACCUAACUGAGGCUAUUUUAUCCCUUUAUAAUUCAUUUUUAAAAUUUGAAAGCAGCAAUCUAAACCUUGGAUGGAAACUAUGUGGAAUUUGGCAAGAAUCAGAGAUUGCAUCUGUUGUUAAAGCUCACUGUCCUCGUGAUGCUUUCUCUGUCAGGGAAGCAGGUGCCAAAUCAUAUACACCACAAAUUGGAGAGCAAGUCCAUGUGAAGGGACUGGGAGGUAAGUUAGCUACUGUAGUUGAAGCACCUGAGGGUGAUGAAACUGUCCUAGUACAACAUGGUAAAAUGAAGGUCCGUUUAAAGAAAAGCAACAUCAUAUCUAUUGCAAGUAACGAAAGAAGUGCAACUAGUUCUGCCCCGCGUCUGAAACGGCAGGGUCGGCGGAGCAACGAGCUCCAGUAUCGGCCAAAAGCCGAAAAAGAUGAGGAGGUUCCUUAUGGUCCAGUGGUGCAAACAUCAAAGAACACAGUGGAUUUACGUGGUAUGCGAGUAGAACAAGCUUCUCACCAACUCGACAUGGCCAUCUCUGCAAGCGGGCAGUAUUCGGUUCUCUUUGUGAUACAUGGGAUGGGCACUGGGGCUGUUAAGGAGCGUGCAAUUGAGAUGUUAAACAAUCAUCCACGAGUAGCCAAGUAUGAGCAGGAAAGUCCAUUGAAUUAUGGUUGUACAGUUGCUUAUAUCAAGUGAAACCUUACUGGCUUGGUCCAAUGAUGUAUAUAUAUACAUGGGUUAAACCAAUUUACAAUCGGCAAUCUUAUUUCAUUAAUUAUACUGU
Corylus avellana is the source of this 787-nucleotide messenger RNA. The record is from RefSeq and is a predicted model, not a curated record. NCBI's taxonomy places the organism in Eukaryota, Viridiplantae, Streptophyta, Magnoliopsida, Fagales, Betulaceae.